Manihot esculenta (cassava) is the source of this 1457-nucleotide messenger RNA. Its product is annotated as putative clathrin assembly protein At1g25240. Gene Ontology annotation, biological process: clathrin-dependent endocytosis; clathrin coat assembly; vesicle budding from membrane. The record is from RefSeq and is a predicted model, not a curated record. The transcript has a single exon. Gene Ontology annotation, molecular function: SNARE binding; 1-phosphatidylinositol binding; clathrin heavy chain binding. The coding region runs from base 162 to 1268 and encodes 368 amino acids. NCBI's taxonomy places the organism in Eukaryota, Viridiplantae, Streptophyta, Magnoliopsida, Malpighiales, Euphorbiaceae. Gene Ontology annotation, cellular component: clathrin-coated pit; clathrin-coated vesicle.
UUAAAUUAAUAAGGCCAAGAAAUUUUCUUUCUUAUUCUGUUUUGGUAAUUUUUGGACAAUACACAAAUAGAAAAUAUGCCGAAAAACAUUCCCAACAGACAACCUAAAAUAGAGCAAACUCUUCUUCCAUCGCCCACUGUUGGGGGAAAACCUUUGAGGAAAUGAAGCUCUGGAUGAGGGCCGCCGGUGCCCUCAAAGACCAGAGAAGCAUUCUCCUCGUCAGCCUCUCUCCCCGCUCGGCUUACCGGAACCCUGAUCUUGAAGCAGCCAUCAUUAAGGCAACUAAUCAUAAUGAUAGCUCUAUUGAUUACAGGAAUGCCCAGAGAGUUUUUGCAUGGAUUCGUGCUUCUCCUGUGAGCAUGAAACCUCUAAUUCGAGCUCUCUGUUGCCGAAUGGAGAAGACGCAGAGCUGGGUCGUGGCUCUCAAGGGUUUGAUGUUAAUGCAUGGCAUUUUUUGUUGCAAGACCCCAGCCGUGCGAAGGAUUGGAAGAUUGCCAUUUGAUCUCUCACAUUUCAACGAUGGACACUCCAAAACAAGCAAAACGUGGGGAUUUAAUGCCUUCAUUCGCAGUUACUAUACGUUUUUAGAUCAAAGAUCUACUCUUUUAUAUUUCCAACGCAAGCAAACUGAAGAUACAAUGGUGCAGGAGAUUGUAAAGCUGCAAAAAUUGCAAACUUUGCUUGAUAUGCUUCUUCGAAUCAGUCCACAGGCCACUAACAUGAGGGAAAGCUUGAUUCUUGAAGCUAUGGAUUGUGUGAUCCUCGAAAUAUUUGAUGUUUACAGCAGAAUUUGUAAUUCGAUUACAAAGGUGCUGUUGGGAAUAUACUCAGCUGGGAAGCUUGAAGCGAGAAUGGCACUUGAGGUUCUUCAAAAGGCAGUGAUUCAAGGCGAGGAUCUUGCUCGACAUUUUGAGUUUUGCAGGGAGUUUGGUGUCUUUAACGCAAUGGAAGUCCCUACAAUCACUCAAAUCCCAGAAGAAGAUAUCACAGAUCUUGAACGUAUAAUUAAUGGAGUUCCUGACAAAACCCAAGUGAAUUACGAUUACGUUGAUGAUAGUAAAGCUAUAAUGGUAAGAGAAAAUUCUUCUGCCAUUGUUGAAGACAAGACCCCCAAUAGAUUAAAGACGAUAAUAACAGACAAAUGGGAAGUUUUUUAUGAAGAAAGGAGUGAAAUCUACGAUUAUAGAACCGGAAACCCUCCAAAUUCUUCUCUUCUUCCUUUUUUGCCUGUUUAUAAACGAGAACUUCCAGAUUUAAUUAGUUUCUAGAGCUUAGAUUUUGUUGGGGAGGUAUUUGACCUCUUGGCUUCAACGAGAGAACUUCAUCAAUGGAUGACAUUUUGUUGGAAGAGAGGAAACUGGGAAAUCACUUCUAAUUCCUUGUGAAUUCUUUCAAUUUUUUUGAGUAUAAAUACAAUAUAUUCCUAAAGCAGGUAAAUAUAUAUAAAGGUUUGUUCA